CUGCGCAUACAACCAGUACAAUACGAAAAUCAAUAAUUUGGCGGCUGCGCAUACAACGAGUACAAUACGAAAAUCAAUAAUUUGGCGGCGGCGCAUGUUAUGAUAAAGUUAUAAAAUAAAUAAACUGAACAAUGUGGGCAUUUUAAGUUUUUCGCGAUUUUUCCGAAUCUUAUUAAGUCAUUCGUUAUUCGCAUUUUUUACCUGCAAAUAUGCCUAAGUGCUCAGCUAAAUGUGGAAAUAAAGCAAUUUUGAAGCGACCCAAAACCGGCGAUGCCUUGUGUAAAGAAUGCUUUUUUGAUGCAUUCGAAACUGAGAUUCAUUAUACGAUAACAAAAUGUACAUUAUUUAAACCGAACAUGACUGUGGCGAUUGCCGCAUCUGGUGGCAAGGAUUCAACAGUUCUAGCUUAUGUUUUAAAACUUUUAAACAAAAAAUAUAAUUAUGGUUUAAAACUAGUACUUCUUUCAAUCGAUGAAGGAAUCACAGGAUAUCGUGACGACAGUUUAAAUACCGUUAAGCAGAAUCGAGAUGAUUAUGAAAUGCCUCUGAAAAUAUUGUCCUAUAAAGACUUGUAUGGUUGGACAAUGGAUGAAAUAGUGGAAAAAGUAGGACGAAAAAAUAACUGCACUUUCUGUGGUGUAUUUCGUAGACAAGCUCUAGAUAGAGGAGCAGCCUUAUUAAAGGUAGAUUGCAUAGCAACUGGUCAUAAUGCUGAUGAUAUAGCAGAAACGGUAUUAAUGAACGUUUUAAGGGGAGAUCUGGCAAGAUUAAAAAGAUGCACAGCAAUAAUAACGGGAAAUGGAAGUGGAGAUGGGAUCCCAAGGGUGAAACCUUUAAAAUAUACCUUUGAAAAAGAAAUAGUCAUGUAUGCUUACUUUAGAAAGUUAUUAUACUUUUCCACAGAGUGUGUUUUUGCCCCUAAUGCUUAUCGAGGACAUGCCAGAAUGUUACUUAAGGAUUUAGAAAAAAUAGACCCUACUAUAAUAAUGAACAUAAUUUAUUCAGGUGAGAGCAUAAGGGUAAGUGAAAAUACUUCACUUCCCAGUUUAACCAAUUGUACCAACUGUGGCUAUGUGUCUUCACAACAACUAUGUAAAGCUUGUGUAUUAUUAGAAGGAUUAAAUAGGGGACUACCAAGAUUAGGAAUUGGGAAGUCUUCACGAGUUAAACAAAUUUUAACAGAAGAAAAGUAUAAUAAUUUAAAUAGUAAUAGUUGUGUAGAAGCUAAGAAUUGUUUGUGUAAAAAUUUAAAAGAUAAUAGUGUUAAUUUGAAAUAAAAAUCUGUUUUUUUA
Messenger RNA from Agrilus planipennis (emerald ash borer), 1292 nucleotides. It is a transcript of the gene Ctu1, whose product is annotated as cytoplasmic tRNA 2-thiolation protein 1. Gene Ontology annotation, biological process: tRNA wobble position uridine thiolation. Gene Ontology annotation, molecular function: tRNA binding. NCBI's taxonomy places the organism in Eukaryota, Metazoa, Arthropoda, Insecta, Coleoptera, Buprestidae. Gene Ontology annotation, cellular component: mitochondrion; cytosolic tRNA wobble base thiouridylase complex. The record is from RefSeq and is a predicted model, not a curated record. The transcript is spliced from 5 exons. Bases 210 to 1277 code for a protein of 355 amino acids.